AUGGGUCUGGCAGAAAAUGACGAGUGCAGAUUCUGUGGGGAGGAAGAGAAAACUCCGAAUCACCUGGUGACAGAAUGCCUAAAUUCCUUGCCAUCACUAGCCAAUGAAAAAUCUGUUUUGGACAAGAAACUUAUAGAAGCGAGCUAUAGAUUACGUUAUGGCGAGAAUAGCUUUGAUAGGGGGCAGAACAAAUCGUUAGAAUUGGAUCUGGAUUUUUUGGAAAAGAAAUAUAAUGCAGGACCCAACAGUGACAUCGGAAGUCCAAGAAGUCCCAUCGAAAUCAGUCCAGACUCCAUUGAUAGGAUUAAGGUCGUUUUACUUGGGGCAUCAGCCGUUGGCAAGACCAGUAUAAUUCAGCAAUUCGUUUGGAAUGAUUUCUACGAGGAGUACAUUCCAACAGAAAAAAAACACACCUACUACCCUUCGGUAAUAACUAACGAUAGACUAUACGAGAUCAAAAUAUCGGAUAUUCCUGUUAUUCCUUAUUUUCCAGUCAAUUCCUACUACGAAUGGACGAAUUACAGAUACUAUGGUCUGAGAAGCUCGUCAGCGUAUAUUCUAGUGUUCGACCUCUCAAACAUAGAAACUUUCCAGUACAUAAAGAACAUCAGAGAACAAAUAUGUGAGUCCAGGAACAUGACUAACGUCCCAAUCCUAGUAGUCGGUAACAAGCAGGAUCUAGUAACCGCUGAAGAAGGUCACAGUAGCGGAGGUAAACUGGCUAUAAGUAGUGGUGUGGAAGAAAAAAGGAGGGACAUCAUUAACCUGGUGAAGAAACAUUGGAAGUCCGGGUACAUUGAAUGCAGCGCCAAGUACAAUUGGAAAGUGAUAGCAGUGUUCAAGGAGUUGAUCAAUAUGAUUGAUCAUUUAGAUUCUAGGGAUCAAAGUCCCAUGUUAGAUAAUAUACAGGAUGCUUUGGAUAGGAAUAAAUGUACAAUUUUGUAGAGGUGUCAUGGAAGACUAUCUUCAUUGUUUCGCAGAAAUAUACUUUUAAGUUUUCAACCACAAAUAACUUGGAAGAAAAACCUAAAAGUACAUUCUACUUUCCAUAAUCUGUUUUUCCAAGGAAAGAUUGUUCUCAGCAAUAAUAAUAAACUGACAAUCUUGGUAAAUUAUUCUAUGCAGGUUGUCCAAACUCAUUGUUAUUUUGGUUGUCCCAAUUAUUCAAAGUAUUCAGAGAAAACAAAUUUUGUUCAUAAAACUAUGUUGCCAAGGUGAAAAAAUAAAUAAGUUGAAGACAAUCGUAGCAAAUAUUUUUUCAAUAUAUUAUGACAAGUUUUUUCAUCUUAGCUUUAUAUUACUGGAUAUUUAUAUAAUGUUUUUUGUGCUUGAACUGUUAUAUCUUAAAUUUGUUAUAGAAUUAAAAAUUGCUACAUGAACGUAAAAAGGUUGUGAAAACUCGUUGUUAUGUAUUUCCGAAUGUAGAGUUAAAUAAAUGAUUUAUAUAAUUGUUGUUUCAUAUACUAUUAUUAUAUUUACCGAAAUGAAACAACAUCAAACUGAA
Messenger RNA from Harmonia axyridis, 1504 nucleotides. Its product is annotated as ras-like protein family member 10B. The coding region runs from base 1 to 945 and encodes 314 amino acids. NCBI's taxonomy places the organism in Eukaryota, Metazoa, Arthropoda, Insecta, Coleoptera, Coccinellidae. The record is from RefSeq and is a predicted model, not a curated record. The transcript has 5 exons. Gene Ontology annotation, molecular function: GTP binding; GTPase activity.